Messenger RNA from Lobosporangium transversale, 3106 nucleotides. RefSeq lists its product as hypothetical. Bases 287 to 3106 code for a protein of 939 amino acids. The transcript has 7 exons. The record is from RefSeq and is a predicted model, not a curated record. Gene Ontology annotation, cellular component: cytoplasm. Lineage: Eukaryota; Fungi; Mortierellomycota; Mortierellomycetes; Mortierellales; Mortierellaceae. Gene Ontology annotation, molecular function: protein binding.
GCUUGAUGCUUCGAAACACUAACGAAGCUAUGCCAAAGGUCAAAGUGCUCACGUCACUACUUGAUGACGUAUACUUAUCCGAGCUUACAAGGUGCCAGGUAUGUGAGGAAAGGGCGCCUUAGAAAUAUCAAUUGCAAAGCUUAGGAAUCUAUAUAAAGUUCUAUUCAAGGAAUGAAAAAAGACACACUUGUAUGGCGAUAGAACGUCCUUCAUCUUCACUGCAGAUUCUUUCUGAACUUAACCAUAAAGACAUUCAGAAUCAGUUACAUUGAUUCUCAGCGUUUUCAUGGACGCCACAGAGAUGACACUCGAGAAGGUGUCACAUCCUAUCCAAAUCCGCUUCUCAUUCCCUCCAUACCCAGAUGCAGACCUAAAGACUAUCCAAGUUGACCUACCAGAAGGGGCUUUGCUGUUGGAUGCUAUUCGUCAAAGUUGCGUCGAACAUCAUGUUCCUGUAUAUCUUGAGCAUUCAUUCCUUUCAACAGCACAGAAUCUUAUACAAGAAACACGUAGGGCAACCAUUAACCACUAUAAAAAGCGCGUUAAUGAGAAUAUCUUUGCUAAGCGCCUUCCUGCAGCUGAAGGUGCUGAUGUGGAUAUCCCGAUAGUCGCUGGUAGCGAAAAUAAUGUGGUAACCCGAGAUUUGACCACUGAGAGUUCCACAAAAGAUAAGGAAGAGAAAGAGGACAAGGAAUUGCGAGAGUUACAAAAGAAUAUCAUUGCCAACUACAGAACUUACACAAGACAGUUUUAUACACAACCAGAAGAGAACCUGUUCCCAGAGGCAUAUCAUACGCUUGUUCAUUCGCCUAUACCAUCUCUCUUUGACGCCAUCUUGGAACUUGAGCGAGAGUACGCUGGAGAAGUUGACGCGCUUCUGAGUGCUCGCGACGCGGAGAUCAAUGAAAUCCAGACAAAACACAACAAUGCACUAGCUAGUGAUACACCUCAACGUAAUUUAACUCACCUUAUGACACGACAUAUCGAGAGAAUGGAGGUUUCGCAAGCGACUUGGAAUAGCCAGCUUGAUGAUUUGCAAUCUGCGCAGAGAACAAAAUAUCAGGAAUUCAUUCUAGAACUCUUUGAAAUCUAUAAACGACAGCAUUUGUAUGCAAAUCACAGCGCACAGACUGGAGGCGCCUCUGAUGGCGUACUACUCAAUGGGAAGGAUAUGGUUGAAGAAGCUAUGCGGACGAUAGGCGCCCGUAUCUCCAAUGUUGAAAGCACUUUGCCUGAUCAACAGACCAAAACCUUUACAGACGGUGAACGUCAGGAAUCAUCGAUAGUUCCUCAACCUCAUGCAACUGCAUCCCAGACAUCACAGUUAGGAACUAUGUCACAAAGUUUGCUGGAUCAGCCCGUUGAGGCUACCAUUGGCACUUCACCGAUAGCUCAGGUCACGGAUACUCCAAUUGAGUGUACAAAGAACGAAGUGAAUCCAGAGCUUCAGCGGAUGAUUAAAUCAAUCUUAGAGAUGGGUUUUGACGAAGAGCAAGCAAAAGGAGCACUACUGAUUGCUAAUCGUGAUAUGGACCAUGCCAUCAACCUACUCUUGGAACAACCCGAAAACAUCCAACGCCUCGUACUUGCAAAACAAAAAACAGAUGCAUUAAAAGAGAGAGUUAGAGCACGGGGUCAAUCAUCACCACAACAGCCAUCAACUUCUCUAAUUGGCGCUAACACUGUAAACAGUGCUAUAUCUACACAAGCUUCAAAGGUUCAACAAGCUGGUCGAGCAGCAGAAAGAUCGGCCUCAGUAUCCUCCCCAAGGCCGUUGAGCGGGAUGUUCAAUCAUGGACCUGGAGCAAACGCCGCACAACAAAAACCAUGGUCACCCUUACCAUUCCUUCAACAGAAGAAUGCAUUGCUGAGCAACAGUACAAGUCCAUCGGUCAAAAAAUUUGGGGGCUGGCUCAAUAAAGCUAUCGAGAAUCUCGGUCUUGAUGACGACUUUGACGAUUCAGCAUCCAGAAAUAGCGGUAAUUCAUACAAUAGCCGACUGGUUCGACCGCCUGUCCCAAAAUCCAACCUCGAUGAAUCGUUCACUGUGGUCUUAGGUAGCAGCCAUUCUAAGGUCACCCAUAAUCUACGGCUCAUGGUGUCAGAUCCUGCUGAAGUGUUUCCAAGCCAUCGAAACAAAUCAGAACAAGAUGCAGCCAUUCAUGCUCAGACGGCCUCUUCGCUUUACGGACAAAAUUUAACUGGCCUUGUUCUAUUAGUCAAUAUCAAUGACUGGGCAAAGUACAAAUUUGGACGGACCUGUCAUCAGGAAUUCUUCAAGGCAUGUCAAACCAGCACUGAGUUACAUUUCGACAGCAUCGAAAGGCAGCUAGAAACUCUGGAAGCAGAAUUCCCACUUGAUGGCUCGACUAUCCAGGAGGGUGAUUUUAUUCUCACAAGGCAUUCAAAUCUACCCAUGGUUCAUGUUGUAUUUCAUCUCUUUUAUGGUCAGACUCCGAAAACUAAUCCUUCGGGCGACUCUUCUACUCCACAAGCACCAUUAACGCAUCAACCCAUCAUGUUCAGCCAAUCUGCUGACUUUGUCCCUAAGCCUAAUUUCCUCACUGGCUUACGAAAUAUCAUUAGAAUAGCUCAUCGCUAUGAAAUAACCAUGCUCUCUAUCCCCUUCCUUAUGAUGCCUUCAGGAUUUGAGAGCCAGCUCGUAGCCUCUAUGACUCAUGAAACAACAAUAUCAUCAUCAUCUCGACAUCAGCGCCAUGGUUCUAAUUAUGGGUCGUCGUCCCUAUCAACAGUACCAACGACAUCAUUGGCAUCUUCGUCCUCGUUCACAAGGGUUUCAAACAAUGUCAUUGACAAUAGUCACUUCAAUAAUAACGGUGGUGGAGUUGUCUACUACAUCACCGAUCAAACUCGUCGUGACCUCCAUCGCCGAUCCGAGCUGUUGUUAAGGCACCUAAAGUCCUUUUUAAUGGAUAGUGCACGACAAGUGAAGCAAGUUGGAAACCAAGGCAGCGAAGCUGAGAAGUUUAGAGCAUCGCAAGGCGGAGAUAUCAAAGUCAUUCAGUUCCUGUUGCCAAAAGGCACUAAUGAUGAGAUGUUUAGGGCGUUCAGAUCACUUUUAGUCAAUGUUUUUGGUGGUGCAUAG